UAUUGUAAUAAUUUGGUAAGUGAUGUUAGCAGUGGGCAAGCUCUUGCAGCUUCCUCUUCCUUCGCUUGUAAACCGUGGGCUCAGAUCUUCAAAGCCAAUUUCAAUUCGUUUUCGUAUAAAUACGUCAUCUUCUUCCCCAAUUCCCCCCAACGCAUUUUCACAAGACAAACACAAACACAAACAUCUCUCCGACAAAGUAAUGGUGGCGCUCCUCGUAGCAACCUCCUCGGACCCUGCUUCCAUCAACCCGGCCAAUGCGUUGUUGGCCAUGCCCGGGUGGCAACCCGGUCCCCAUUUCCAGGAUGAUAUGAAGAGCUUUGUGAAUGAAGGGGUGAGGGUGUUGCUCCAUGCAAAGAGCAUAGUGGAGGAGGAUGAUUUGGACAGGAGGUGGGAAGAGGUGACUGGGGAGGUUGUUAAUGAGGUCAUCUUCUUCAGCAAACACACUGCUGUGUCCAACAAACCUGCCCUCACUGUCCACCCUAUUGGAGUUCCUCAUUUACGUGAAGGUGAUGUUCCACCUCAAGGUGGCAGACCUGGAUGGGCAGCGCUGCCAAAUCCUAGGAUGGGGCCUUGGCUUCGCCUUUUGAAAAACAUUGCCCAGGCUCAUAAUCUGGUCCCUGAAUUCGAGAUUACUUUGGAGGCUACUCACCAUGGACCGUUGACAAAUAAGCCGACCAUGUUUCUAGAGAUUGGUAGUACUGAAGACUACUGGAAGAGACAGGAUGCUGCUCAAGUUAUGGCACAGUUAGUCUGGGAAGGACUUGGACUUGGAGGUGGGACAGAUGUAGGAAACUGGAGCAGGGAGAAGAAUAACAAGAAAAUUCUCCUCGGGAUAGGUGGUGGACAUUACGCACCUCGACAUAUGGAUGUAGUGUUGAAAGAUAAUGUGUGGGUGGGUCACCUACUUUCUGGAUAUUCAGUGCCAAUGGAAGAUCCAAAGCAGUCACAAGGAGAAACAGAUGUGGAGAUUGGUGGAACAUGGAGAGAGUCCAUAAAGGCUGCAUAUGAGGCCACUAAGUCUGCCUUUCCUGGUGGUGAAAUUCUUGCCCACCUAGACAACAAGAGUUUCAAGGGCUGGCAGAGGAAUGCUAUAACAGGAUUCCUUGCGGAGCAGAACAUUAAAAUUGGAAAACCAAAUAGUUUCUAUUGAGGACUGACUUUGGAGGAUAUUAUGUCAACAAUUCUGCAGAUUUUGACAGACCGUACUACAAAUUUUAUUCAGUUGACAGCAUUGUGAUAGUUAAUGAAUAGCUGAAUAUAUAUAUAUAUAUAUAUAUAUAUAUAUAUAUAUAUAUAUAUAUACACACAUAAAUUCCAAUUCUUAUGAAGAACAAACAAUAUUUAUUUACAUUAUUUAAAAUCAUAUAGCAGUACUAUUUAUGCAGAA
Vigna unguiculata (cowpea) is the source of this 1387-nucleotide messenger RNA. It is a transcript of the gene GEK1, whose product is annotated as D-aminoacyl-tRNA deacylase. NCBI's taxonomy places the organism in Eukaryota, Viridiplantae, Streptophyta, Magnoliopsida, Fabales, Fabaceae. The record is from RefSeq and is a predicted model, not a curated record. Gene Ontology annotation, molecular function: D-aminoacyl-tRNA deacylase activity.